Molecule: messenger RNA, 3745 nt
Organism: Lycium barbarum (goji berry)
Lineage: Eukaryota; Viridiplantae; Streptophyta; Magnoliopsida; Solanales; Solanaceae
Exons: 5
Coding region: 311-3487 (1058 amino acids)
Biological process (GO): DNA-templated transcription
Cellular component (GO): nucleus
Source: RefSeq, a predicted model, not a curated record
GUGAAUUGGUAUCCACCAUUUAUAUUUGGAUCUUUCUUUCUAGGGCUAAAUAGAUAAAGCUUAGCCUUUGCUCAACUCUCAAUUAUAUAUAUAUAUAUUUUUUUUGUGUGUGUUUGUGUAUACAUAUAUGUAUGUAUACGUACAGCUCAGCUUCCGCUAUUUCUAGCUAUUACUCAUUUUAGAUCCUCUUGUGCUAUUGAAUAAGUCAGAUCUGGAGGAAGAAGGUGGUGUAAAUAACAUAGUCUUUUUUCUGAAGUGCAGGGCACUCUGUCCACGAUUGACCUUGUAAACGCUCUUGUGUUUAUCUGCCAUGUCCAGUGAUCUUGUAUCUCAGCAGUUCUCAGGACCACCUGAGGGGCAGCUGGUUCAAAUGGACCAUGUUUCCAAUAAUCCUGACUCUAUGGCACAUAUGCAGACAAGUAUUGUUGGACACAUGCCAAAUAUUUCUGCAUCACACCAAUUUGUUUGGUCAAAUGAGCCUACAGCCAACAGAUUUGAUACUUCGGUUCCAGCCAAUCAGAUGGGGCAGAUGGGACCCAGAAUGAACCCUCAGCACUUCAUGUCACAUCAGCAGAUUGGAGGAGAUAGAUAUGUGCCAAAUAGUCCAAGUGCGCAGAAAUCGUCAGUACUCACCAAACGGAAGGCUGAGAUGGAACCAAUGCCAAAUAAGCGGACCGCACAGGGAGCUUCUUUGUCCACCUCUCCAGGUUUUGUGCAGCAAUCUUCUGCUAUUAAGAAACCUGGACAGCAACAGUCAAAGUCAACUUCUGGAAGUUCACCAAGUCUUCCCGCAUCAAGCAAGAAAAUGACGCGGAGUGAAUCCAUAUCCAAUAAAACUGCCUCCCAACGGUCGCAGACUCCAAAAGGACGAACAAUUCAAGUUGAGCCAACCUCCAAGGCUCAGGGCGAGUCCUCUGAUGCCGUGAGGUCCAAAAUGAGAGAAUCACUUGCUUCGGCUCUGGCGAUGGCAUGUCAGAAUCCAGAAACUGUUGUAAAUGCUGCCAAGGAUCAGAGUGAAGCAGUUCGUUCUCAGCCUUCGCAAAUGAAUGUAACUCCGACAACUGCCAAUGAAGGUCUACCUCAAACCUCUGUGUCACAUGUACCUCAAAACUGUGGCGAUGUACUUCCUUCAACUGGUGCUUUUCCCGUUGAUGGAACUAAUGACAGUCAGAGUUCGUCUCUUGGGCUUCAUGAUGACGUGAGCAUGGGAAACUCUAUACCUUGCUCUAGUGAACUUGAGUUGCAUGUGGAUGAUGUUCCAUUCAGUGACAAUUUCUUUGUCAAAGAUGAACUCCUGCAAGGGCAUGGUCUCACUUGGGCGAUGGAUCUAGAUAUGCAGUUAAGAGAAACUGAUUUCCUCCAGGAUGCUGAAAAGGCCAAUUUGUUUGAUGAGGGCCUAGUUGGAGAUAAAGAUGAGCUCGCAAAAGCAUCUCCAGAAGAUUUAGCUUUGCAAAUUGAGGCGGAACUUUUUAAAUUAUUUGGAGGUGUGAACAAGAAAUAUAAAGAAAAGGGAAGGUCUCUUCUCUUCAACCUAAAAGAUCGCAAUAAUCCUGAACUGAGAGAGAGAGUGAUGUCAGGUGAGAUACCCCCAGAUAAGUUAUGUUCAAUGAGUGCUGAAGAACUUGCAUCAAAGGAGCUAUCUGAGUGGCGGACGGCAAAAGCUGAGGAACUUGCUCAAAUGGUAGUUUUACCUGAUAAUGAAGUUAAUAUGAGACGCCUAGUUAAGAAAACUCACAAGGGUGAAUAUCAGGUUGAUUUUGAACGGGAUGAUAACAAUAUUGCUGCUGAGAUAUCUGCAGGUUCCUCAAAUGUCUCACAGUUUAUGCCGAAGAUAGAGAAGGGGAGAAAUUCUGGCCCUUCUGGUACGGAUGAGAUUGGAAGUAAAGAAAAUGUUCCCAGCCAACAUAAUAGCUCAGAAAAGCAAGAUGUGAAAGAUAGCUUGGUAAUUCCAGCUGAUGGGGCUGAUUUGAUGCAGGGGAUGGUUGUAGAGGAAUUCAAGGAUGCAGAAUUUCUUCCUCCUAUUGUUUCCUUAGAUGAAUUCAUGGAAUCACUCGAUUCCGAACCUCCUUUUGAAAACUUGCCUGUCAAAAACAAUCGUUCUGCACCUCUUCCAGACAAUGAAAGAGCAGAGGACCCUAACAAAGUUGUGGGUUCUGGUCCAGCCACUAAAGACCCUGCUGUUGCUUCUGCCGACAAAGCUAUUGAAGAGCUCAAGAAUCAUGUCGAACAAAAGGAGUCUCUGGUGGUAUCUACAGGGAGCCCUGUAGUAAAGAAAGUUACUAGCUCUGGGAAUGUGCCUGUCAAAUCUGCUGAGAGCCUUAUCAAGAUGGCAGGACCACGUGGUAAUGCUUCUACAGCUCCAUGUAUCUGGGGUGGGGCACUCCAGCUUACUAUUUCAUCUUCGGUAACAGUCUUUGGUUCGUUUAGAAGUGGUGAAAAGACACCGACUAACGAGUGGCCAAGUUCUCUUGAGAUCAAGGGUAGAGUUCGACUUGAUGCAUUUGAGAAAUUUCUUCAAGAGCUUCCUAUGUCACGAAGUCGUGCAGUCAUGGUUGUUCAAUUUGUUUUGAAGGAUAAGUCAUCUGAGAGUGAACGGGCAAACCUUUCUGAGGCAGUGGAGUCAUACGGUUCAGAUGAGAGGUUGGGGUUUGCCGAGCCGGCACCAGGGGUGGAACUAUAUCUAUGCCCACCGCACAUACUUGAUAUGAUAAGCAAACACCUUUCCAAGGACCCUGGAGUGCUAUAUGAUUCUACAGAAAAUGGUCUAAUUGGCGUAGUUGUAUGGAGAAAACUUCAUAUAAGUUCAACAAUAUCACCUAACUCUUCUUCGCACCAUAAACACGGCUUGAAAAAACAACAGAUGAUUCCUAGAGGACAGCACGAAAAAGAUGGAAACGUUAAUGUAAAUUUGAUGCCUAAAGGAACCAUGCCCCCCAUGUCUUCGAAACAUGAUCCCGCAAUGGAUGACGACGAUGAUAUUCCACCUGGGUUUGGUCCCAAAGCAGUCCGUGACGAUGAUGAUUUGCCUGAGUUUAAUUUUUCUGGUAACUUAAAUGCUUCUAGGCCUAGGCACCCAUCUCAAAACUUGACCCAUGGGUCAAGAAUGCCCCUAUAUAACCAACCGAUACCUUCUCGUCCUGUAGACCAGAUGAGAGAACUUGUACUAAAGUAUGGACAAACUGGAGCGGCUACUAGUAACGAUAGACCUACAAAUGUUGGUCUUGGAAUUGAACCAUGGAAUGAUGACGACGACGACAUCCCCGAGUGGCAGCCACAAGCCCCCCCAGCCCUACAGCGUCCUCCAUACCCUUUAGGCCAUAGUUAUACGCGGCCUCAUUUGGCUCAUCAUAGGCCAUUGGCACCACCUAUGGCUUUGCCUAUGCAGCCACCAAUAAAUAAUGUUCCAAACAGGCAACAAAUAAUGUCACCCAGGGGGCAAUAUCAAGUUGACUGGAGAAGGGAUCCAUCAAGGGCUAGGGGAUUCUGAAGUUUUUCUUUUUGUUAGUUUAGUGACUAGCCAUGAUGUAAAUUCUGAAUACCGUUUUUUCUUCUUCAGUUGUGUUUGGCUUUUAGACUUUAGACUAGGUAGUUAGCUUUUCUUUAGAUGUUUUAAACAAGAGUUUAUUUUGUACUUUCAACAUAAAACCGAGAGAAUUCAUGUUCUCUUUUCCAGUGGUUUAUUUUCACUGUAUCUCUUAAUUUCAUGAAAAGAGAAACAUAAAGAUAUUCCAUCUCUUAAGCGUUA